AUGCGGUGGCUGUACAAAGUAUUGACGCUGGCAAUAAUUUGCGCAGCUGUGGGGGAGGAGUGCCCCUCCACCUGCGUAUGCAACGCGACAGCCCUGUCGUGCUCAAACGAGACCGUCCCCGGCAACAACCUCACCAGAUCCAUCCUGGCGGGCCACGGCACCGAGCUCCAGAACAUCACCUGGACGGACUCGAACAUAGAGGCCAUUGACCAGGACCUGUUCCUGGGCCUGUACAACCUGUACUACAUCGAUCUGAGCAGAAACGAAAUCAGAAGGACAGAGCACGACCUGUUCGCAAGACUGAGCCGCCUGAACCACCUCAACUUGUCGCGGAACAAAAUCGACGACCUGCCACGCUACACGUUCGCCAAUCUGGACAAUCUGGAGGUCCUCGAUGUCUCGCACAAUCAGCUCCACGUGAUACCAUUCCAGGUCUUCGGGCCGCUGACUAGGUUAAAGAUUUUGGAUAUAUCGCAUAAUAAAAUUGCAACAUUCUUAGAUUACUUUUUUAAGCCCAACCGCCAGCUUAAACAACUGUUCCUAAAUAACAAUAGCCUAGUCGAAAUAACUUCGAAAGCUCUAGUCAACUUGAGGGAGUUGGAGAUCCUCAAUUUAUCCGGCAAUAAAUUAGAUUAUAUACCUAAGUAUAUAUUCGAUAGUUUCGAUGAGCUAAUUGAACUUAAUCUUAGUUACAAUAACUUCCAAAACAUAUCAUACGAUGCUUUUAAAAAUCUUAAGAAAUUAAAAAGCCUGGAUAUGGGCGGGAACCGGCUCAAGCUGUUGCCGCCGGCGCUGUUCCUACACAACGAAAACUUGCAAACGUUCUACCUCGACAACACUCAGGUGACGGUUAUACAGAAUACGAAUUUCAAAGGUCUGAGUAAUCUGCAGAGGCUAUUUAUAAGGAACAAUAACUUUCUACACGAGAUAGAGAGGUUUGUUUUCGAUGAUACGCCGUCGAUUACCCACUUGGAUCUGAGCGGCAACGAUUUGACCUUUCUUCCGUUGAGCCUAGAGAGGUUGGAGAAGUUGCAAUCGCUGCGGAUGGGGGGGAAUCCGUGGGCGUGCGACUGCCGCAUGGCGUGGUUCGCCACAUGGGCUGACAGGAGGAAGGACAUCAUCAAAUCCGACCUGAGCUGCAGACGGGCGUACCCGGACGACAUGUUGAGGACCCUCAACCACACCAACUGCAAACCGCCGCAGCUAAUCAUGAGCAGCCCUCUGACGUUGUACAGACUGCAAACCGACGCUCUCCUCGAGUGCAGAUUCGACGGCAACCCGCCGCCGUCGAUCACCUGGAUAACGCCCACGAGGGACGUCUACCACUGGAACCCCAACAUGCUGAUCCCCGACAUAUUCCACAAGCACGGAGUGGCCCACGACCAGCACUAUCGGCCGAUAGACAACGGGAAGUCGCGAGUGAGGGUGCUCGAAGACGGCACGCUGUUUAUCGGCGACAUACAUAGAGAGGACACCGGCACCUAUCUAUGCUACGCGACGAACCCUUCGGCGAACGUCACCGCUGAAGUCGUCCUGAACAUCGAUCCGAUGACAAUGUUCGACAUCAAGAUGUACAGUUUGCUUUGCGGGGCGAUCUGCGCUGCGGGCUUCCUGGGGCUUACGCUACUCGUACAGGCUAUCCGCUAUAUAUUCCACAGAUUCAGACUACUGGAGACGUGUUGCAGUUGCUGCGCGUGUGUGAACCGCGACAAGCCUAAAAACCGACAGAUAUACAAUAUGUUGGACAAUAUCGAACAGUACAAGCGUCAGCAAUUGGAGAAACUGCGGGAGAACUAUGCGGUCCAAGUCCAUCGCAUCAAAGAGAACUGUACGCAGCAAAUGGAAUGGAUACAGAACAGUUACUCUACGCAAGCGACGCACCUACGCAACAUUAGAGACAUUGGCACCAAUCAUUUAACUGCAAUGAAGGAUCAGUAUUACGAUCAGGUGAAACGUGUGAGGGAGUACUCUACGUCGCAGCUAAACUGGGUCAGGGAGAACUACGUGUUUCAGCGGAACAAAAUACGAAAGUUCAGCGCUCACCAGAUACUGAGGCUGCGCGAAUCUUACAAGUACCAGCAGCAGUCGCUGAACAAGGUGCUCGAGAACCUGCCCAGUCUGUACUUCGAGAACUGCCGCAGCGGCUCGUGCGGCCGGAGCGACUCUAUGGCGUUCGACCCCGACGUGGAGGUCAUCGACAUGUAUCUCAAGACCAAGAUCGAGAAGCUCUCCCAGCUGCCCAACCCGCUGGCGGACGACGAGAGCAAGAUGUCCGUGUACUACACGCCGACGGAGAGGUCGCUGAACUCGAGGCGCAACUCGCCGGUGACCGUUCCCGACGGCAUCCACAUAAACAUGAUCGAGCGCGGCCCCCCAAGGCUGAUGGCGAAGAUACGGCCGCUGCAGCCGCCGCCGCCGCCCACCAUGGAGUGCCCCUCGCCGGCGUCCACGUCCAAGUCGGGCUUGACGACGGAGCCGGCGAGGGGCAAACGCGAGCGCGUCGAGUUCAAGCCGUUCAGCGAGCCGCUGCUGGGGAGGGGGCGCGACAGGUGCCUGAUGCCGGUGAGCGCGAGCUCACCCGAGCUGCGGCGAGACUCGGCGUGCGAGGGGGCGGUGGGGGGCGUGAGGGGCGACGCCGCCCCCAGCGCCGGGGCGGAGAGGGAGGCGCGCGUGCUGCUCGCCGUGGAGCUGGUGCAGCCCGAGUGCCAGCUGAAGCACGCCGCCGGGCAGCUGGUGUGCGGCGAGUGCGCCAAGCUCUGCGAGAGCACGCCCUUG
Molecule: messenger RNA, 2775 nt
Organism: Iphiclides podalirius (scarce swallowtail)
Lineage: Eukaryota; Metazoa; Arthropoda; Insecta; Lepidoptera; Papilionidae
Source: the annotation of a GenBank genome assembly